GGCGGGACGUGGGGCAGGAACAUUCUGGACACCAUUGGGAAGGGACGGAGUGAUGGCAGGGCUGAAGACGGCAAGUGGGGAGGACAUUGACGGCUCCUUUGAGCUGCAGGUGGAGGUGGAGGAGGGAGGUGCCAUGGGGCAGGGAGAUGCCACAGGGCAGGGAGAUGCUGUGGGGCAGCCCAGCCCCCCAGCAGCUCUCCGCAUCCUUGCCCUCCGUGUCACCGGGGACCUGCACAUUGGUGGCCUCAUGCGCCUCAUCGUGGAGACCAUUGGGGAGGCCCGGGACUGGUCGGACCACGCGCUGUGGUGGGUGCAGCAGCGGAGGUGGCUGCUGCCCCCCGGGCCCCCCCUGGACGCGCUGGGUGUCGGGGGGGGCUCCCGGCUCCGCUUUGCCCCCCGGCACCGCCCGCUGCGGCUGCGGCUCCCGGGCGGGCACGUCCUGCGGCUGCACCUCGACUUCGCCAGGACCCCCGGGCGGGGGGUGGCACGGGUCUGCAGUCUGCUCGGGAUCCGAAACCCCGAGGAACUUUCGCUGCUGCGUCCGGAGGAGGAGGGGGGAGGGGAGGGGCGGGGGCGGAAGGGCCGCGCCCCCGCCCAGGUCCCCCCCGACCUGGACCUGACGCACCUGCGGCCAAGGGCAGAUGAGGCCCCUCCCCCUGCGCUGCCCCCCGAGCAGCUCCGGGUUCUGGUGACCCCCCGGGGGGGGAGGGACCCCCCAACCUUCCCCCGGACCAGGCGCGGGAACCUCCUCCUGCGGCGCGCGCAGCUGCACGCGCGGUGGCUGGACGCCUCGCGGUCCCUGAUGGAACAGGACGUGGUGGACGACGAGGAGCUGCUGCUGCGCUUCAAAUACCCCUGUGCCAUGGGGCUGGACCCCCAGGAGGGCGGGCUGCGCAUUGCGCUGCUGCAUGAGCAGGCACGCGGGGCCCUCCUGGCAGAGGAGAUCGACUGUACCGAGGAGGAGAUGCUGCUCUUUGCUGCCCUCCAGUACCAGAUAGAUGGGGCAGAGGGGGGUGAUGGGGCCCCCAAGGGCCCCCUCGAGCCCCAGGACCUGGACACAGCCCUGGACAAACUGGAGCUGAGCCUGGAGGAGGAAGGGACCGCCAUCCUGCCAGAGGAGCUUGGAGCUGCCCCUGAGCUGGUGGAGGAGCUGGAGAUCUACAGGUCCUCCCGCUGGCCGUUCUGGGGGUCCCGACCUGCCCGGGCCGUGCUCUCGGGGUCAUCACUGUCACUCUGGAGCCUCCCGAGAUCGGGGGGGCCCCCACAGCAGCUCAACCUCCGCGGCUGUGAGGUGACCCCUGACAUGGAUUUGGGGGCGCAGAAGUUUUACAUCAAACUGCGGGUGCCGACACCGGAGGGAAUGAGCGAGACCCUCCUGCGCUGCCGUGAUGCCCCCCAGUGUGCCCGUUGGGUCGCCGGGUGCCGCUUGGCCUCGCGUGGGGGGUCCCUGUCGGCCACAUCGCUCGGGGCGGAGGCUCAGGGGGUCCUGGGGGUCCAGCCAGGGAGGGAAGACCCCACUGUGCCUCCCUGGGCCCUCUCACGCCCACCCCCAGAUCCGCAGCAGCUGUUGCCCCCCCGCUUCCAGCGCAAGUUCAAGGCCAAGCAGCUCACCCCCCGUCUGCUGGAGGUUCUGCACCGUGUGGGGGCACUGACCCCAGGCCAGGCCCGGCUGCGCUUCGUGGAGGCCUGGAGGGCCCUGCCGGAGUUCGGGCUGGGGCACUUCGUGGUGAGGUUCCAGGGUGCCAGGCGUGAUGAGAUUUUGGCUGUGGGCCCCUCACAGCUGCUCCGCAUCGAUCCUGGCUCUGGCACCAUCACCCGCAGCUGGAGGCACAGUGACCUGCGCCAGUGGGACGUCAACUGGGACAGCCAGCAGGUGCGGCUGUGGCUGACUGGGGACGUGACGCUGGGGCUGCGGGUGCUCUCGGCAGCCCCCCGGGUGCUGCACCAGUUCCUGGGGGGGUAUCUGGUGCUAGGGGGGCAGCGGCCAGGGCAGCCCCCAGACCCUGAUGUGCUGAGGCGGCUGAUGGAAGGGGGGGAUGACCCCUGAUGCCCCCAAGCCCCAUGCAAGAGUGGCCUCAUGCAAAUGCCCCCAUCCCACUGUUGGCAUAAGCCUCAACUCCCCCAAUCCCUGUUCCUCCCACAGCAGUUGUGCACCCUCCCUCCCUCCUCCUGCUGUGCAAGGCACUUGUGCAAGGCUUGUGCAACACUGGUGUGAUGGAGCUGAACGUGCUUACUGUGCUCAACAGAAUGGUGG
Molecule: messenger RNA, 2254 nt
Organism: Corapipo altera (White-ruffed manakin)
Lineage: Eukaryota; Metazoa; Chordata; Aves; Passeriformes; Pipridae
Product: fermitin family homolog 3-like
Exons: 14
Coding region: 53-2047 (664 amino acids)
Biological process (GO): integrin-mediated signaling pathway; cell-matrix adhesion; leukocyte cell-cell adhesion
Cellular component (GO): cell-substrate junction
Molecular function (GO): integrin binding
Source: RefSeq, a predicted model, not a curated record